Osmia lignaria (orchard mason bee) is the source of this 1199-nucleotide messenger RNA. RefSeq names its product L-dopachrome tautomerase yellow-g2 (gene yellow-g2). Lineage: Eukaryota; Metazoa; Arthropoda; Insecta; Hymenoptera; Megachilidae. Gene Ontology annotation, cellular component: extracellular region. The record is from RefSeq and is a predicted model, not a curated record.
AUGUUUUUUAAAGAAAAAUUUCUCUCCGCAUCCGCGUUGAUAGUCAGCCUCUUGGUGGUUGACGUUGUAGCAACAUUUGAUAUAACAUUGAAUAGUAACGUUCAAUGGACAGCUGGAACCUUCCAGUGGCCAUGUCCAACCACGAAGAACAUGUUCAAAAGCAGUGGACGAUACAUUCCUAAGAAUGUGAUAGCUACCAGAGCUGCCAUUUUCAACGACGACGCUAUUGUAGCUUUACCCAGGUACAAGCCAGGAGUGCCAGCAACCUUGGCGAAAAUCCAAAAGGAUGAAGCAAGUUGUGAAGCAACACUGGUACCAUACCCUUGCUGGUCUCUUCAGGAAGAAGGAACGUGCACCGCUUUGCAGAACGUCGUUGAUUUGUAUUUGGAUCCUAGGAAUAUUCUCUGGGUGUUGGAUACGGGGGUGGUGAACACUUUGGACCAACCUCUACGCAAUUGUCCACCCAAGGUGCUCGCUAUCAAUGUCAGCACUGGCAAGCUGGUUAAGACGGUAGAACUCACCGGUCUGACCACGUCCACAUCUCGAUUGCAAUACGUGGUAGCGGACUACAGCCCAGACGGCAGGGUCUUCAUCUACGUAUCCGACGCCGCGUCAAGGGCGAUCCUCGUGUACGAUGUUACUUCCGGUCGUGGUUACCGCGUCGUUUUACCCCAAGCCGUCACUAUAGGCUGCACCAGAAGGGACGUCUUGUACCUGGCACUUCUUCGACGCUCAGACGGAAGUACUUGCUUAGUGUUCACCUACCUAAGCAGCAGUCGUAUGUUCUCAGUGAGAACGGAACAUCUUCGAAACGGUUCGGCAAACGGAAGAAUCCACGAUCUUGGACAAAAAGCAAAGAAGAUGAUCUUCUUAGGCACGGACAAUGGCAGCGCUCUUUUCUUCCGGUACGAAGGUGAGCCGGACAUCUACAGAUGGGACGCGACUGCCCAAUUCAAUCCGCAAUGUUUCCAAUUGGUUUAUACCAGUAACGAAUGUUUCCUGGCUACUCACGUGGUGGCUGAUUAUAAGAGAGGAAGGAUGAGGGUUCUGGAGUCGAAUUUCCCUGAUUACAUGCAGGACACCGUGGGAUGCGGUGCCAAUCAAGCCCUUAAUCUCAUGUAAUUAAGUGAACGUUCUUUUUAGUGUAUUCUUGAUGAAUUAAUUGACUUUUGAGCAUACCAAUGUAUAGACUUUCUUAU